AUGGAUACUGCGAAACUCAUUUAUAAUCAAGGGCUACUGCCGGUUAUCUCUUAUGCCUCAUGCAACUGGGGGCACAGCUUAAAAAAGAAAAUAAAUCGCAAAGAAAUCAGAAAACUGCAGAGAAGAGUCCUUUUGAGAAUCGUCAAAGCUUACCGAACGGUGAGUUACGAAGCCAUUUUUGCUCUGGCCGGUGCGCCUCCUUUCGACAUAGUCAUUUGCAACACGAUGCUUGCUCGAGAUGCUUAUCUCCGCUCCGUUCGGGAUGUUCACUUAAAUAGUACUCUCUCUCCCUCCGAUCUUCCUCAUCCCUCUAAAAGAAUUCCUAUUUCACUUGUAGAUUUCAAUGCCACUAAUUUGAACUACUAUGAUUUUGUUUGCUUCACAGACGGCAGUAAGAUCAAUGAGAGAGUCGGACUAGUAUUUGUUUUGUAUCAGCAUGAGAUUGAGUUCUCCAUUCAUCAGUUCCGUAUCAGUGACAACUGUUCCGUUUUCCUAGCCGAGCUCUUGUGCUUAAAUCUCGCAGUGAAACACGUCUCGAAUUUUCUUGGAGCUAAAGUACUGAUUUGCAGUUACUCUCUUUCCUCUCUUUUUUCUCUUUUGAAUGUCAGAAGUUUUGAAAAGCUCAUUGUGGAAGUUCAAAGCAUUAUAAGCAAUAUUAAUUCACACGAUAUUUGUGUCGAUUUUACCCAUGUGCGAGGCCACUCAGGAAUUCGAGGAAAUGAAAGAGCUGAUGCUUUAGCAAAAGAGGCUACUCGUUUACCUUUUUCCUUAGAUGUAGCUAAUCCUCCCUCGUUCUGGAAACUGUUCUACUCUAAGAAAGCUACUAAGGAUUGA
Messenger RNA from Uloborus diversus, 834 nucleotides. RefSeq lists its product as uncharacterized. NCBI's taxonomy places the organism in Eukaryota, Metazoa, Arthropoda, Arachnida, Araneae, Uloboridae. Gene Ontology annotation, molecular function: RNA-DNA hybrid ribonuclease activity; nucleic acid binding. The record is from RefSeq and is a predicted model, not a curated record. The transcript has a single exon. The coding region runs from base 1 to 834 and encodes 277 amino acids.